AUGCAAGAUCAGCAACUAUUUUCAAAUCAAAUACAUCUUCAAAGAAAACAAAUAAUUCCAAAACAAGAAACUGAAUCAGAUAAAAGUAACACCAAAAUUCGUAUUGACAACGAAUUCGAUAGCCGCAUCAAUCUUUCGACUCUAUCUACAUCACAUUCAUCUUUUAAUAAUAUUGAAGAACAAACAACAUCGAUAAGUUCUGAAGCUCUUAAACACACAAAUUCGAUAUCAUAUCCACCUCUUACCAUAACUGGUGUUCCAGCUUUUACAUCACAUUCAUCACCAGCUAUUGUUCAUUUUUUACGUUCACUUGCCAAUGCUCAUCCAACAUUACCUCGAAUUAGUGAUACAUUAUGGCGUUUAAAUAAUAAAAAUCAAUUGUUGCUCUGUGCUCCAACCAGAGAUGUAUUUUCACUAUUAUUCACGAAUACUUAUCCAUCUACCAUCGGUACAUCUACCAUACAAGUCACACCACCAUGUGGCUUACCAGCCCAACUUUCACUUCUUCUUUUAAAUGUUUCAUGUUAUCUUGAUGCUAAGUAUCUUUUAGAAGAAAUACAAAAACAGUUUCGUUCAGUUAAAUAUCUACACCGGAUUCGUACUUCUUCAAACACAAAUAAUUCUACACUUAUUCGUAUCGAUUUUGAAAUUGCUCAAGAAUGUAAUCAAUGCUUACAAGCACAAUAUCUGCCAGUUUUAAAUGUGCGUCUUGCUGUUAAACAAUAUUUAGAUCCUCCUCGCAUUUCUCAAUGCAAAAGAUGUUGUUCAUUUGGACAUUUCGCCAAUCAUUGCUCAACUACACAUAAGAUAUGCAACAGAUGUGCAACAUCUAUUUUAAUUGAUACAAAUCAUCAGUGCAGUUCUAUUCGGUGGAUUAAUUGCUCAAAAUUGCCUAAUCAUUCUUUUGAUAUAAAUCAUGAUGCUUUUGAUCACCAUUGUCCAUCUACGUUAAAUUUAAAAAAAAAUGCUCAUCACAAACCUUAUCGAACAAGUACAACAGUUAUUGUUCCUCAAUCAUCAAGAUCCAUAUCAAAUUUUAUUGAUUUUAUGCAAACUAUUGUUAAAUCUUUUGAAGACCAAUUAUCGAACCUUGCUAAAAAAAUGACUAACUUAACUGUUUUAUCUAUUAUACAAGAACAUAAAAUUGAUUACGUAAGUUCUCUUAUCGAAAAAAUAAUGUUACCAUCGUUCAUGUUAAUUACUGAAACUCUACUAGCUCUUGUUCAUCUCAUUCUAGACUCAUCAAUGCAUGUUAAUCAAAAGGAAACAAUAAGUAAUCAAUUACAAAAAACAUCAAUGUUUUUGAACACUACCUAUGAACAACAUCAAAGUUUUAAAAAGUCUAUGAAACAAACUCGAAAAUUAAUGAUUGAUAAUAAUAUAAUGAACUUAUGUGCAAAUCAUUCAUUAUCUGAUACUUCUACUGCGACCAACACUAUUUCCAUAUUUUCUUCAAUAUCAUGA
This is a messenger RNA of Rotaria sordida, 1464 nucleotides long. The record is from the annotation of a GenBank genome assembly. Lineage: Eukaryota; Metazoa; Rotifera; Eurotatoria; Philodinida; Philodinidae.